Molecule: messenger RNA, 888 nt
Organism: Chondrus crispus (carragheen)
Lineage: Eukaryota; Rhodophyta; Florideophyceae; Gigartinales; Gigartinaceae
Product: Putative endoglucanase type K Cellulase, Endo-1, 4-beta-glucanase
Exons: 2
Coding region: 1-888 (295 amino acids)
Source: RefSeq, a predicted model, not a curated record
AUGGACUUUGAUAGAGUAGUUUACUUCCUCUUUGCCACGGCGAUAAUUGCUCUCUUCUCGGCAGCACAGGCUGGGAGCAGUGUUUGCAGUGGCACCCAAGGUGAAAAUGAGUACAGGUGUGUAGAUUGGUCCUUCGGCUCUGAACUGAUGGCCUUCAAACAGUAUCAAUACAAGCAACAGACGGGUCAGGAUGUGUUAUUUGGUGUUGGAUCGUACGGUGCUCAAAACAAUUUGAACAUUGGAAAAUGCUACAAGUUCAACCUCAAUCCACCUACAAAGCCAAUCAUCGCACAGGUAACCAACUGGGGGGCUGAAAUUAGUACCAACCAGUUCGAUAUGCAAAUGGGUGGGGGAGGGUUCGGUGUCUGGAAUGCAUGCUCAGGACCGACCGAUAAAACGGCCAGCGAUAAUCGCCCAUGCAACACGAAUGACUAUCUGGAUAUUGCAGUUAGACCGCAGUUCGUUAGCGGCAAGUCUGAGUGGGGCCGGAGAUGCGGAGGCCAUAUCUACCGAACAGGUUGCAGAUCACUACCGAAAUGGCCGGCCACUCUCGAAUAUAGGCCAAGGCCUGCAGGAUCUUCCACAAAUGAGCCCAAUCUGCGCACUCUUUGCAAACGUUCGUUUGACUGGGGUGCGAGAAUUAACAACGGGAACAAGCAGAUCACAGGAGGUCAACGCGUUCCUUGCCCUCAGCAGUUUGUUGAGAUUACCAACCUGAAGCGCAGAGAUGAUAGUAGAUAUGAGCAGAUGCCUCGUGGAACGCUCACCAGUACCAUGGAUUGCUGCUCGCCUGCAUCAGCAUACCCGAGCGUUACUAUGGGCAACAAACUCUUACCGAAUCGCAACAGGAUCCGUCCUUGUACAAGGGAUGGCUACACUCGCGUGUAG